This is a messenger RNA of Cyprinus carpio (common carp), 3464 nucleotides long. RefSeq lists its product as uncharacterized. Gene Ontology annotation, molecular function: protein binding. Lineage: Eukaryota; Metazoa; Chordata; Actinopteri; Cypriniformes; Cyprinidae. The record is from RefSeq and is a predicted model, not a curated record.
AAACAGAAAGCAAACUGUCCACACCCUUUCUACUGCCUUGCUCACAUGCGGUAAACACUUGGGAUGUGUAGAUAAGCGUGGUGCACUAAGAACUUAUAAUUGCUUUUAGGAACAUCAUUCUGAGUGGUCAUUCAGCUGCAACUGAGAUGAGCAGACAUAUGCAUUUAAAAAUUGCACUAGUAAUCAUUUACAUACUUGUGCACUUGCACUGGAGCUGCACUGAAGAUAUAUGUAAAAAGGGUGAAGAAUGCAAAAAUCAAGACGUGUAUGACAAAACCGUGACAGCAAUCCCUGAAAAACUAAAAGAUGGAGCUGAUGAAAUAUUUUUUGUAAACAGUAAGAUUCCUGUUAUACCAAAAGGAGUUCUUUCUAAAAACCCUCAAAUAAAGAAAAUCGAAUUUCUUGGUACUUCAACACACUCUGUAGAGGCUGGAGCCUUUGAGGGUUUGCCUGAUAUCACGACCAUUGAGAUAUCUGGCACAGAUGUGACAUCAUUACCUGUGGGUGUUUUUAAGGAUCUCAAUAACCUUCAAAAACUUGUUUUAAAAAGUAACAAAAUACAUAGCCUUGAAAACGGGUUAUUUGAUGAUUUAAAAAACCUUCAGGAACUAUAUUUACAUAUGAAUGAGAUCAGUUCCAUUGAGGAAGGGACAUUUGACAAUUUAGAGAAUCUCUUGAGUCUUCAUCUUGCAAAAAACAGCCUACGUUCCGUAUCGACAUCUCUUUUUUCCAAUCUUAAGAGCUUGAAAUUGUUCAGGCUUUAUGAGAACCAGUUGACUGCUCUACCUGAUGGGAUUUUUGAUAAUCUCCCUGUUUUGGAAGAGAUAGCCUUGCAAGGCAACAAAAUCUCCUUUUUACAACCAAAUUUAUUUCCACAUAAAAGUAAAUUGAAAAAACUCUAUUUAGACAAUAAUCUUUUAACAGAACUGCAGCCGGAUCUAUUUGUUGGUUUCCCUUCAUUAAAGAUUCUUACUCUGCACAACAAUCAACUCACCAGUCUUCCCAAUGUCCUUUUUGGAGAAAUGGGUAGCAUAGCUGAAUUAAGUCUAAGCCAUAACAAUCUCACUCACUUACCAACUGGAGUUUUCAGUCCACUUAAGAAGCUAAAGAAGUUAGACCUUUCCUCAAACCAGUUUUCAAUUAUAUCUGCAGACUUUUUUGAAGGUCUUGAGAAAUUGACUGAUCUGAAUCUUAUAGAUAGCAAUAUAGAGUCAUUAAAACAAGAGGACUUUAAAGAACUAAAGUCUCUUUCAACACUCAGACUGGGAAAUAAUAAACUACAAAGCCUCCCUGGCGAUGUUUUUGACACUCUUCCAAAACUCAGUAAACUGUACCUGGACAAGAACCCAUGGAAUUGUGACUGUAACCUGUUGCCAUUCUAUGAAUGGAUGAAGAACAAUAAGCACAAGAUUAAAUCAAAAACUCCAGAAGUUUGCGAGUUUCCAAAAAAUCUGCUUAAACAAUCAAUCAUCUCUUUAACAGAAGAACAAUUAAUAUGCCUCACAACUUCACCACCUACCACCCCUCUCCUUACAAGUACCGUUCCCAUGACCACACUGCACACCACAACUGCCUCAACAACGAGGUUAACCUCAACGACAGCAGCGCCUACAACAACUACUGCUUUACAGACCACAACCACACCUACUCCAACAAUACCAACAACAGCUCAACCAACUACAACACAGACAACCACCACAGCACCAACUACUCAACUCACAACUUUGCUACUAACCACAACCACACUACCCACCACCACUGCUACAACUACAGCUCCGUCAACUACAUCAAUCCGAACCACAGUAUCAACAACUACACUAGAGCCAACAACUGCCCACCUGACAACUGCAUUGAUUCCCACCACAUCAACAACGACAGUACAAACAACAACUUCAGCGACCACCACUUCUACAACCACGGUGCCAUCAACAACUGCCCAUGUGACGACUACAGUGACUCCCACCACAUCAACAUCGACAAUCCAAACUACAAUUGCAACAACUAUAGCCACUACAACUAUAUUAAUCCCCACCACUAUUACAAGUCAAAAAACGACAGCAACUACCUUACCACCCAGCACUACUACAAGGAAAACAACACCUUUUCUCACCACACAUAGUAGUUUCAUCUGUACCGACUCUCUUCAGGCCCCUCUCUCAACACCUACUACCACCAACAAGUACUCAUCAUGUAAGGAACUGAUGAUAUAUUAUACUACAAUGCUGCUGGUGGAAAUCUGCUGUACUAUGGUGCUGGCCAAAUUCACUUAUUCACUAUACUGCUCUCUGGAACAAAGGGAGAGACUGCACACCCAAGUCAAUUUGACUCACUUUUCCUAUACUAAGUCCAUUAUACUCAGACCAGUUGAUGAGACAGAGACUGUAGCUCUUUGAUCUUUUUUUUUUUUUGUCUUCUAAGUUUUGGUUCCCUGGACUUUCAGUGGAAGGAAAGAAACCUCUUCUUAUGAUUAUUAAAUAUUAUGUUAAUGUGUGUUUUGAAAAUUAACCGAAGUCUUACACGGGUGAAUAAAUGAUGACAGAGUUUUCAUUUUUGGGUGAACUGUCCCUUUAAGUGUGUCCAAACUUUAAACUGGCAUUGUACAUAUUUUACAACAGAACACAGACAUACUUUUCAAGCUGUUUCAUGUUUGUAUUUUUUAUCUAAUAAGUCAAAAUCAUUGUAAAUCCAUCUAGCAGUUAAUACCUGUAUGUGAUGUAAUGUGUUUACUGUUCUUUGGAAAGCGUAAUCUAAAAGGCUUUCUUUUGAGUUAGGUCACAGCUCUUGUACAGGUUUGGGCAUCUGUUGGCUACUAUUAAGCAAUUAUUUGCAAUUCAUUUAUCAAAUGUCAGCAGUCUUGAUUAAUUAUCCUUAGAAGAAAAACUUUGUAGGUGUAAGACUUUGGUCACAUUGUAUUAGAGAGCAAAAGAAUGCUUUGUGACCAGAUGCUUUUAGGGUGGGUCAUAAAAACAAGAGGCUAAAUCAGAAGAGGUGCAGAAAGUUAUUGGUCAUAGGCCUAAUUUGCAUAGAAUUUAAAUAUUUGUCUAGCUGCAUAUUUAUUAAUUGUAUACUUUUUUCAGCAUUUAAUAUUUAUUAUGCUUUUAAUUGCACUUAUUUAAGCAUGUAAAUGGAUCUGAAAACAGGAUUAUUCCAUCAAAAAAUUCACAAAUUAGCAUGGGAAUAUUUUCUUGGUCGAUUUUUCAGGCACUCAGUCCGGUUUUAGUCUAGAUGCAAAAGGUUGUUCUUCAAAACAGAUAUGAAUGUCUUUCCCAAUGUCACGCACUAGGUGUCAGUGUAGCCGCAUUUAUUUUGUUUUGUUCAAUAAUUUGCGGCACCUGCUGCCCAAACAGUGAUUCAUAAAAUCACAUUCUAUCCUGUUUUUGUAUCGAAAUUAAUGGGAAAAAACACAACCUGCACAGUGUCCUUAGUUUAAAUAAAUAAAUAAAAGCUAUUGUGUGAGCAUUUAA